Owenia fusiformis is the source of this 610-nucleotide messenger RNA. Lineage: Eukaryota; Metazoa; Annelida; Polychaeta; Sabellida; Oweniidae. The record is from the annotation of a GenBank genome assembly.
AUGUCAACGGAAAGGCCAAGAAAUAGAUGAACGUUUUGGCGAGAAAAGGCGCGAGAACCUCGAAACCCUAGGCUCAGUUAAACGACCUCAAUCAGCAAAGAACACUGUAAACGGCAAACUUAAUAGAAAUGCUCGAGGUCUAAAGGGUGUCGCAUAUGAAAAAGCCCAAACUCUAUAUCUUGAGAGCAUCGAAGUUGAAGCCGAUGAUAGUGAUGAUGAUAUCGAGAAUCUAGUGAAGGAACAUGUGAAAUAUCUCGGCAUACGCAUUAUGAAAUUAUAUGUCGUUCGUAACCGUUACUCGGAGUACAGAGUAGGUGUAAAACUGAUUGUGCCCGAAACAUCAGUAACCAAAGCAAUGGACCCGGAUGUGUGGCCGCAUCCAAUCACAUGCCGUAGAUGGGAGCGCAGAUCGAAUUCUUAUGGACGAAGAAUCCCAAGUCACGUCACAUAUAGAUCCAGACAGCGACAGAUAGAUGAAGACGACUUCCCUCCUUACGACAAUGAAUCGAACGACGGAAAUGACUCUGAUUUCCACAAAAACCUAUGCGAAGCAACAAGAGACUACGUUAACAGAAACUUCAACCUGAGAGCAACAGGUUACAAUCAGCGG